UUUAUCUUGGGCAUCCUCUCUGUAGACAACCAUUAUUUUUCUACUGACCCAAGGAGGAGGAGGAUUAGUAAUUUUUAACUUAUAGUUUUUAGAUCACAGUGUUUUUAUAGUCCAGGUCUAAGGAUCAUGGGCGAUGUCGCACUAUGUUUAUUAAUAGUUAUUGUAAAUAUUUGUCUGUGCUCAAACACUGGAAAUACAAGUCACAGGUUAACUAAGAGGAAGGCAACAGAUUGUCCUAAUCCCCAGGAGUUCCAGUGUAACUCAGGUCAGUGUAUCUCACAGUACGAUGUCUGCGAUGGGGUGAAGCAUUGUUCAGACAGCUCUGAUGAGACAUCAUCAGCUUGCAGACAAGUUCUUAUUAGCACUUGUACACCAACAACGUUCCAAUGUGAUUACGGAGCUUGCAUCAGUAAGGCGUUGCGAUGUGACGGAAAGAGUGAUUGUGUCGCUGACGGCUCUGAUGAAGUCGGAUGUGAGAAUUGGACAGUACCACAACCACUCCCAGUCAGUGCCUCUGUUCAAAGUGUCUCAGCUCCUGCUCAAGUUUUGACACCAGACCCUACUCCUUCUUCAGUUUGUAAUUCCAUAGGAUAUGAGCAGACGUAUGUUCAGUGUGACAAUGGGCAGUGUAUUGACAAGUACAGCAUCUGUGAUGGAGUCAUUGACUGCAGAGACAAGUCAGAUGAAACUGAGGCAGCUUGCUCCAAAACAUUCCAGGGAACGUGUCCAGAAGGUUUGUGGAGAUGUAACUAUGGAGCCUGUUUGAGAAUGACUGUUCUCUGUAACAAACGCAAUGACUGCUGGGAUGGAUCAGAUGAAGCAGAUUGUGUAGAAAUUCAAAGACCAAAACAGGAAACCAUUGUCUCCUACCCGGCUGCUCUCCCUCGUCCAUCUGUAAAACCCACUACAGUACAAUCCACUGUAGUUCGACCCACUGUAGUGCAAACUCCAGUAAUACAGUCUUCUGUUGUGCAAUCAGCAGCAGUUACCGGAGGGAAGUCGUGUGCAGUGCCGACGUAUGCUCAGAACAGACAGUUCACAGUGCUGAACUGCAAGGGUGUAUGUGGGCUGACCCCUGGCCAGACUGUGCCAGACCAGACUCUGAUGGUGGUCACUUGUGACCCGGGCCACCAACGUAACAACCAGAACUCCCAGUCCAUCACCAGUUGCACCAAUGGACAGUGGUUCCCUGAUAUCCCACACUGUGCCAAACUGUGUCCGAGCCUCACAUCAACCACAGUGGAUAUGUUGUGCUGGCAGGGCCCUGACGAGGGCUGUGACAAACCGAUGCUACCGGGGACUAAGAUCACCUUUAAAUGCAAAGAGCACUAUAAGACCAACGACCAGAACUCUCCCAACAUGAUCCGUUGUGAGGAGUCAGGUCAAUGGUCAGGUCAGCUGCCUCAUUGUACACCAAAGUGUGGGCAAUCUAACUUGGACAGCUACCUUCUGCCUACAGUGCUUGGAGGGAAUGUAUCCAAGGUAGGGAAUUUUCCUUGGCAUGCUGCCAUCUUCCACAAUCGUGAAGGAGAAUGGCAGUCGGUAUGUGGCGGUACAUUAAUCACCAGCAGGAUUGUGCUCACAGCGGCUCACUGUGUGACAGGCCAAUCCCGUGUGGAACCCCCUGUCUUUGACGUACAGGAUGUGAUUGUUGCCUUAGGGAAGUACUACCGUGACUGGAGCAUUCAUGAGGACACUGAGACAGUAGUUACGGUGAGGGAGAUUCAUGUCCAUCCACUGUACCGUGGCGAGCCACAGCACUUUGGCGAGGACAUUGCGACACUAGUGCUAGCCUAUGAUGUUUCUGUGAACAGCUUUGUCAUGCCAGCCUGUGUCGACUACAGUCUGUCUCAUGUAGACAAGAUAUUCAGGAAACAAGGCUAUGUUGCAGGAUGGGGCAACACGAUGGAGUGCAGCGGCUUUGGUGCAGUGUGCGAUUCCCGCAGUACAGAGUUGUUAUUCACAAAAACAUCGAUUAUGAGCUACCAGGACUGCUACAGAGCCACUCAGCCCCUGCACCCAGCAUCUGAUAGUAAGCUGACAAACGACAAGUACUGUGCUGGCAAUGGUACAGUGUCUAUUGUCCAGCAAGGAGAUAGUGGGGGAGGCUUGACAUUCGUGUUUGAUGGAAACCACUAUGUAUAUGGCAUUGUAAGCACAAAGUUGAAGCUGGAUAUAAACAACAAACCCUACUACAGCUUUGCUUCUUUCACCAGUGUACCAUAUCAUAUGGAUUGGUUACGGACCCAGGUGUAUUAGAAAAGUGUUGUUUAUUCAGUGGUUUUUGGAUUCUGUGAUAGGUAAUAUGUUCAAUGAAGUUUGUGUUAAUUACAAAGGAUUAGAAACAAUACAAUAAUCAGUGAAAUAUUUUAUGUUGCUGAAUGUUAUUUGACUUUUCAUAUUGGUUAUGUCCUGAUAAAUGUAAUUUUUUAUGAUAAGUAGUAUCACUAAACUACAUUUUACAGAAGUUUUCUAUUGUUAAUAAAACACAUUUUAGAGACUAUUCCUCUCAAGACUACAUUAUGAAGAUAUAAGUGUGAACUCAUUUCUCUACAGAGAAGGGAGUCGAUAAUAGAACUUCAAAUAUCCUGAAAUGUUAUUUUUCUUUAACUUAGAACAAGAGAAAUAUGCAUCC
Messenger RNA from Homalodisca vitripennis (glassy-winged sharpshooter), 2635 nucleotides. Its product is annotated as modular serine protease-like. Bases 127 to 2259 code for a protein of 710 amino acids. Gene Ontology annotation, biological process: proteolysis. Lineage: Eukaryota; Metazoa; Arthropoda; Insecta; Hemiptera; Cicadellidae. Gene Ontology annotation, molecular function: serine-type endopeptidase activity; protein binding. The record is from RefSeq and is a predicted model, not a curated record. The transcript is spliced from 13 exons. Gene Ontology annotation, cellular component: plasma membrane.